GAGAGAGCUUUAAACAGAAGCGAAGAAAACCCUAAAAAGCAAUGAACCCUCUUCACCACCACAUUCAAGAUGCUAUGCAUUCUCUUGAUCAUUUGUCUCUUAAGCUUUCUUUCUUCUCUUACCAAUGCAACUCUCAACCUUACUCUUCUUCCUCAUGAACACCCAAACCCCGAAGCAGUCGUUCAAGAGGUGCAAUGGAGCCUUAUGGAGUACUCCCUCUCAACAAGGAAACUUAUGGAUUUCCAAGAGACCGAUCAGACUCUGGUUAAGUGCCUGACUGGAAACCCGGUCGACGACUGCUGGCGGUGCAACCCUAAUUGGGCAUCCAAUAGGCAGAAUUUGGCUGAUUGUGGCAUUGGUUUUGGCCGGGAUGCGCUCGGAGGCAAGGGCGGUCCGGCCUAUAUUGUCACUGACUCCUCCGACGCCGUGAAUAAGCCGGGCACAUUACGUUAUGGCGUCUCCUUAAACCAGCCCUUAUGGAUCAUCUUCUCCGGGGACAUGACUAUAAGGCUGAAAGAGAAGCUGAUGAUGACUAGCUUCAAGACCAUCGACGGCCGUGGCGCCAACGUCCACAUUGUUGGCGCCGGUUGUCUAAUUCUAGAUCAGGUUAGCAAUGUGAUCAUCCACAAUGUCCAUAUCCAUGACUGCCUCCCUUCCAAAUCAGACGGCGAUGGUAUCACCAUCACGGGUUCAAGAAGGAUUUGGGUCGACCAUUGUACUCUCUCCCGUUGCACCGAUGGCCUCAUCGAUAUUACACUAGGCUCCACCGGCAUCACUGUAUCAAACAACUAUUUCUCCCACCACGACAAGGUGAUGCUUUUAGGACACAGUGACGAUUACGUCGCCGACUCAGGCAUGCAAGUGACGGUGGCACUGAACCAUUUUGGUGAUGGCCUAGGGCAAAGGAUGCCAAGGUGCAGGCAUGGUUACUUCCACAUUGUUAAUAACGAUUACAAGCAAUGGGGGAUAUAUGCAGUCGGCGGGAGCGCGAAACCGACGAUAAACAGUCAGGGUAAUCGAUACAUGGCGCCGGAGAACACGAAUGCAAAAGAGGUGACGAGGAGAUUGGACACCCAAGAGAAUGAGUGGGUGAAGUGGGAUUGGAGAACUGAGGGAGACAUGUUGGUUAAUGGAGCAUUCUUUGUGCCUUCAGGGGAUGGAGCUGGGGUUAAGUAUGCAUUAGCAUCAAGUACUGAGCCCAGAUCAGCUAUGAUGAUUGACCAGUUAACCAUGAAUGCCGGUGUAAUGGGUGUGGUCAAGGACAGUAAUGGUGGGACUCUUCCAAAUACCAUUUGUGGUGGGCCUGGGUCUGUGACUGAUCCGGGUACGGCAAUGGGAAAUGGUGCAGGGGCUGGGAUGGGUAUAGGGUCGGGUACUGGUAUUGGAGUGGGCACAGGUCCGGAUACGAGUGGAAAUUGGGGACCAUUUGUCGGCGGAGGAUUGGUUUAUGGGAGCAGUGCCCCAUCACCACCCUCCAUUUUCUUAUCGUAUCGACUUCUUAUAUUAUGUGUUUUUUAUUUUUAUAUUCCAUAAUCCUUUUGUAUUUUUGGUAUUAAGGAAUAGGUUUCAAAGUCA
Messenger RNA from Macadamia integrifolia, 1575 nucleotides. RefSeq names its product probable pectate lyase 5. Bases 70 to 1533 code for a protein of 487 amino acids. NCBI's taxonomy places the organism in Eukaryota, Viridiplantae, Streptophyta, Magnoliopsida, Proteales, Proteaceae. The transcript is spliced from 2 exons. Gene Ontology annotation, molecular function: pectate lyase activity. The record is from RefSeq and is a predicted model, not a curated record.